Molecule: messenger RNA, 2289 nt
Organism: Trichoplax adhaerens
Lineage: Eukaryota; Metazoa; Placozoa; Uniplacotomia; Trichoplacea; Trichoplacidae
Exons: 14
Coding region: 1-2289 (762 amino acids)
Source: RefSeq, a predicted model, not a curated record
AUGACUUUGAACUGGGAGGAUUUCGAUCAACUCAAGCAGCUUCUCAAGCAGCAACAAGCUUGGCUAGAUGUACACAAAAAUAAUGUCGUUCAAAUGAUCUUGUGGUUUAGCAUGUCAGAUAGUUUGAUCAAACAGCGAGCUUUGCAAUUAGCUAAGGAAAAUGUGCGAAAUGGUGAAAGUUAUUGGAGCAUGUCAAGGUGUUCAACUAGUGCAACAACUCAAUAUACUUAUGAUGCAUGCAAAGCAUACGGUAAGAAUCGAUUGGAUCAGUCUAUAUCAGUUUCGAAUCCCGACUUUGGAGACUUGCGAAUAAUUGGUACUCAAAAUAAUUAUGGAGAAGACUGCCAAAUUGUGAUUCAAGAUUAUCAAACAUCACAAACUGUGCUUCAAAUAUCUCCACCAAGCAUGCAUAUUGGAAAAGUGGAAAUCUCAGCUGACGGUCGGACUGCAGCCUUCAAGCAAUUAAGCAGAAAGGUAGCACAUUGCAAUUUGAGUAGGAUUGAGUUGAUGGACGAGUGGAUCGUUUACGAUCUCGAUAAAAAUGAAGAAAUAAGCUUUGCCCAAAACGAUCAAGGGGAAGACGUUAAGACUGACUUUGAUUCCGUACAAUUUUGCCCUGCUCAAUCUCAAACCCAAGUGAUCAUGACACUCUCUGGAGAUUCCCGUGAAGUUAGGAUUUGGAAGAUUGAGGGGAAUUGUAUUAGACCUACAAAUAAGCAAAUAUCACGCCAAUACAAAAUAGAAUAUUGUGGAUGGGUACUAGUGCAAGAUAGUGCUUGUGUCUUGUUGUGGUGGAGAAAAUAUCGAAGUCAAGGAGGGAAGUCUGAACCUGUCGAUCCGCAAAAUUGGAUUAAUGAAUGUCAAAUUGAAAUGUGGAAUGCACAGCAAUGGACUUGUCGAUCAUUCAAAGUACCUGCUUUCAUCCAUGCAAAGGAUGAAAAUCGGUACUUUGCUACCAAUGAUUUUCAACAUGGCUUGCCCUUAAGGCACAUCAACAUCUACCGUGAUGCAGCCUAUAUGAUAUUGUCAUACACCAGCUCUAGAAGUAGUACAAUUGGUCUGUUAAAAAUGGAAAAAGAUAUCGAAUUUGAAAAACAGUUUCGGCCAAUAUUACAUGAUGUUGGAAACGUUAAUAUUUUGGUAUCAGGCGAUCAGUCAAUGAUCGCCUUUGACUGUUAUAGUAAGAAACUCAUACUCAAAAUGAGUGGUGAUCAAGUCCAAUCUCGUGUUGAACUUGAUCAAUCUGGUCGAUCAAUGUUUAUUCCUGGUAGUAAUCGAUUGCUUAUUUAUGAUGCACCUAAUGUUAAUGUAUAUGAAUAUAAUUUACAAGGCGAUAAAAUUGCUUGGCAAGAUAUCUCUCAAACAAAAUUGAUUUUUGUUGGUUGGUCAGUUGAUGUUGGUAGACCCCAACGUAACCCCCAAACUACCGUCAACAUAUUCGACCUGAUCGAGUUUGUAGGUAUAGAAGAUUGUAGAAAGUACAGGGAAUUAAUCAAUGGAAUACUUGAAGAAGAAUCGACUGCUAAAGAUUGGAUACGCUUCAGAUAUAGAAAGAAGGAUAACACACUCAUUCUCUUUCCUAUUUAUUUCUCCUCAAAAGCAAGGUGGAUAAUAACUAUUAACCUUACAACCGGAAUGAAGAGCGUUGAUCGACUGACAUAUAGUGGUUAUGCUGGUGUUGUGUAUGUUGACGAUGAUUAUCUUUAUGUUUGGGAAGAUGUAAGACGUAGCUUGAAAUGUUACAAGUUUGGGGAUGGUGAAUAUCAAUUACUGCAAAAUAUUGACUACCAAAGGAAGGAAGGAUUAAUGUGUAAAAUAAUGAUGAAUUAUAACCCUCAUAAGAUUGAACAUUCGCCUCUUGAGAUGGAGAAAGAAGAAUUAGUUGAUGUAUGGGGAGAGAAAGAUGCCGAAAUGAUUGCUAUUGCUCCUUUAACGGGACACUGUAAUGGCUCACUUUUGCUACUACUGGAAAAUGGAGACCAUAUAGCAAUACUCAACCAAUAUGGACAUUUACUCAUGAAAAGAUACAAAGACAACAUCAAAUACUUCGAUGAUUUCGACGAAAACAAAUUCUUCGACCAUGAAAAUCUAUGGUCGGACAAGCAGUUAAUCCUAUAUGAAAAUGGAUCUAGUUUGAAUAUUUAUAACCCCCAAACACUACAGCUACAAAUCACUCUACCAUUCCCUCACUUCCGGAUAUGGGACAUGCAAUGGAAUCUUCAACACUCUCAACUCAUCAUCAGGAGUAGAAAGGAUUACUGCUUAGUAACCCACGUGAAAAAGACAUGA